Messenger RNA from Cyclocybe aegerita, 3420 nucleotides. The record is from the annotation of a GenBank genome assembly. Lineage: Eukaryota; Fungi; Basidiomycota; Agaricomycetes; Agaricales; Hemipholiotaceae.
AUGUCGGCAAUCAUCGUCAACAGUCCCUUGUAUGCGUUCGACAACUCUCCUCCAAACCCCACCCAGUUCAUGAGUCAGUCGUCCGCACAUCCACGCUCCUUCAUGACCCUCGCACAUGCAGACCAACGCCAGCCCCUCCAGCCCGUCAAGUACCAGCAGUACACCCCCAUGGAACCACCCCAGGGCAUGUCCUAUGCCGCCUUCCUGCGCACCUGGAGCGACGAUAUGGUUGCAAGAUGGCUGAACGAAAUCAAGUGUGGGUGCCACGACGAGACCUUCAGGACGAACGAUAUCAGAGGCGAUGUAUUGCUCGAACUCGACCAAGUCACUCUCAAAGAGAUGGGCAUCUCAAGUAUCGGCGACAGGCUGCGCAUCCUCAAUGCCGUCAAAGUUCUGCGACAAAGGGCAUCCGGCAAGACUGUUGCCACUCUAACCGCCCACAGGAGAAGCAGCAGCGUCGACGCUGAUUCAAAGGCAACAGACAAACUCGACACCCCAGGAAGCCGCCAGGGCAAUCGCAGGCUCGAGAACGUCCGCCCUGCGCCGUUGCAACUCGCCAACUCGAGCGCGAAUCGCGCCGACCUGCCUGCGAUCAUCCGCGAGCAGCCCCCAGAUUCAGCCAAAGCAGCCGCGCACCAGACAGUUCGACCACUGCCGAUGCCCACAACCCAACAACCAACGCCUCCAUCGAAUACACAACUGAAUACGCCGAGUAGCGCUCAUUCUGUUACCCCGAGUCUCCGGCCGAACCUCCCGCCCCUCCCACCCCCUCCUCGUGGACAACCCCCCCUGCCGCCAGGCCGUGUCUCUACGCGAACGCUGCCGAGCUGGGCAAACUCUCCUCAACCCGAAGUGUCCACGCCCCAGAACAACACAAGUGGCCACCUUACACCUUCAGGCACCUGGUUCAAUCACCAUCUGCCCGCUGAUCCUCGGCCAGGCAAUCCAGGCGGCGGAAAGCCGCCCAUUCAGCGAUCAAUAUCACCCAUCCCCCCCGCACGCGUCCGACAAACCCAGUCCACUACAACUCAUGGCCGUACGGGCUCCGUGGCUAAUUCGGGCUCUCCAGCCAAAACACCCGCCUCGAGAACGGGCGGCAAUGCACACCCCUAUGCAAGCGCUCAACCAGCGUUGCAUGCCCCCUCGAAUUUGGCGUCCAAUCUCUCUCCGAUUGAUGAGUCCUUCAGCCAUCAUAAUGGAUCCAAUACCCCAUCACCACCUACGUACAACGCGUAUACCGUCGGACGUGGUCCAUUCAACCCCGGUGCGUCUGGUAGUAACCAAUACAGCUUGGACGACCUGCGCCGGAAAUUGGUCAAGUUCGUCCUGCCUGAUGAAGGUCUGUCAUUCACUAUUGAUGUUACAUCAUGCACCGGAGGCGUCGAGGUUCUCGAAAAGGUCCUCAAGAAAUUCGGCAAGGGGAGCGCAAGAGGCGACGGGAACCUAGAUGUUUCUCAAACGGAAGAAGGCGGGCUCUCCGUUGAUGGUUGGGGUGUCUUCAUGGAAAUGGGUCAGGAGAGCGGCAUCGGCCAACCUCUAACCGAGGGCGAGCUUCUGUCCAUAUGCCAUGCACCGGACCACCCAACACGCGAACACGGCCUGACGCUCAGACGCUUACGCAGGAACGAAGAUAGGAGUAACAGCCCCUCGUCGCAGAGCCUAGCCGCCAAGAACGCCACGAAGCGCGCGAGCUCCAUAAGCGUACUGAGCGGGUUGGGUGUCCGUGAUCCAGAACGGGCGCUUGAGCCUCCAUCACCUACGACGAGUGGGUUCAGCCCUGCGACACAGAAUGCACAGAACAAUGCGAAGCGGCCGUCCAAGCUGCGCAACUUCUUCGGCCAGCGUCCGCCCAGCGAGCUCAUCACGACACAUCUGACUGAAUUCUUCCCGAACACUGAAAAGAAGGUCCUCCAGCGUACUGCGCGUCAUAGCAUGAUGAGGAGACGCGAGAGUGUCGCAUCGUAUAUGGCCCCUCGGUUUAGCAACAGCACUCAAAGCUCGGGCUCUACCCUUGUUCCCCCUCCUGUCCCUGAGAAGGGCGGUGACCUCCCAAGAGUCUCUCUUUCCACCGAGGAUGGACACUCCGUCGACCUCCGCCUGGACGGUCGCGAUAGCAUGAACAAGAAGCAGCUUCUUCCCCCCAUCCCCUUCCCCUCACAGUCAUUGUCCGAUUCGAUGGAAGAAAUCACGAGCGGCCAGCGCCAACGCCCUGUUUCGCGCGCCAUGUCGAUUGCGUCGAAGCGCAUGAGCUACAUGACCGAGCUGCGCAGCAAGCGCGACCGCUCGGACACCGCGAGUCUGAUGACCGUCGAUGAGAUCACUGCCGAAGUCGAGAGCCGCAGAGCCAGUGGGGAUUACAACCGCGAAGAGGACUUGGAUGGCUGGACCAAGGUUGACACGGAGAUCGAGAACAUGGUCCCCAAGGCUGUUGCAGACGACGAAACUGACGCGGAUGAAAAUGUGGUGUCGGAUUCAGAAGAUGAGACUUCGGAAGACGAGGACGAGACUUUACGUGAUGAGGAAGAUGAGGAACUUAGUCUUGACGUCGAUGACGAUGGUGUUAUCCGGAACGUUGUCAAUGCUAAGAAAGCGAGCAAGUGGAUCAAGGGUGCUCUCAUUGGUGCUGGUUCAUUCGGAAAGGUGUAUCUUGGUAUGGAUGCUUCCAACGGUCUCCUCAUGGCUGUGAAGCAAGUCGAGCUGCCCACUGGUUCUGGGCCCAACCAAGAGCGCAAGAAGAGCAUGCUCAGCGCCCUCGAACGCGAGAUCGAGCUCCUCAAGAACCUCCAGCAUGAAAACAUCGUCCAGUAUCUCUUCUCUUCCAUCGACGAAGAGUAUCUCAAUAUUUUCUUGGAGUAUGUUCCCGGAGGCUCAGUCACUGCUUUGCUGCGCAACUACGGUGCUUUUGAGGAGCCUUUGGUAAAGAACUUCGUCAGGCAGAUCCUGCAAGGUCUCGACUACCUUCAUGAGCGCGAUAUCAUCCAUCGUGACAUCAAGGGCGCCAACAUCCUCGUCGAUAACAAAGGUGGUAUCAAGAUCUCUGAUUUCGGUAUUUCGAAGAAAGUCGACGACAAUCUUCUAACCGGCAAUCGUAUCAAUCGACCUUCGCUUCAGGGCUCAGUGUUCUGGAUGGCUCCUGAAGUCGUCAAGCAGACUGCCCAUACUCGCAAAGCUGAUAUCUGGAGUGUUGGUUGUCUGGUCGUGGAAAUGCUUACUGGCGAGCAUCCUUGGGCGCAGCUUACCCAAAUGCAAGCCAUCUUCAAGAUUGGAUCCUCGGCAAGGCCUACGAUCCCGUCAGAUAUCUCAACAGAGGCCCAAGAUUUCCUCAAAAAGACGUUCGAAAUCGACCACGAGGCACGGCCUACGGCUGCUGAGCUCCUGCAGCAUUCAUGGAUCGCAGCGUCGAAGAAAACCACUACUUAG